Oncorhynchus gorbuscha (pink salmon) is the source of this 4092-nucleotide messenger RNA. Its product is annotated as leucine-rich repeat and fibronectin type-III domain-containing protein 2-like. Lineage: Eukaryota; Metazoa; Chordata; Actinopteri; Salmoniformes; Salmonidae. The transcript is spliced from 9 exons. Gene Ontology annotation, molecular function: protein binding. The record is from RefSeq and is a predicted model, not a curated record. Bases 505 to 4092 code for a protein of 1195 amino acids.
CUGAAGGAAAGGAGAGAGAGAGACAGAGGAGAGAGAGGAAACGACUGAAGGAAAGGAGAGAGAGAGACAGAGGAGAGAGAGGAAACGACUGAAGGAAAGGAGAGAGAGAGACAGAGGAAAGAGAUUGACAUGAUGCCCGAUCGAGAUCUGUCUAUCCUACAUUCCAUGAUAUUACAUCCCCACAAGAUUCCCCUAACAGGAUAUGACAAACAGGAAAGACUGCUCCUCAUUUAGUGAGUUUCUGAAUAAUGGGAUUGAAUGGGAGUGAAAAUAUUUUUUCUUACCCUGGAACGAAAUUAUAUAAUGGGAUCGUGGAGUGUGUGACUCAGACCACAAAUUCCCCUCUUUGAUGUGUGUUGGAAGGGAGACAUAUUUUGUACAGACACAGCUGAGACAUAUUUUGUACAGACACACAGGAGAAAACACCUGGAGAAUCUAGGAAGAUGAUUUGGAGCUUGGAGUGACACUGACAGAAAAGGUCUGUGGAUAACUCUCCAUACUACCAUGCCAGACCCCCCACCUUCCCAUUCAAUCCGAAGACGACACCCAUCACCCCACACACACACACACCCACAGAGAAGGGAAGAACAUUCCAUCCUCUCUUCCCUCCAUCCCUCCAUCACCCCUUCAAACACACUUCUGAACUCCUGCGAACUACUACCCCUCUCCCAGUCCCUACCUGGAUCAUUCUCCUCCCAUCUCAUUCGCUGUGCCUGCCCCACCCCUGGCACAUCCCCGGCUUUCCCGGCUCUCCAUUGGCUGACGUUGGUCACAUGCUGCUGCCUGCUGCCCUCUCUGAUUGGUGCAGGGGAGACAUGGGACGUGGUCGCAGUUUGUCCAUUCCACUGCGUCUGUCGGAACCUGUCGGACUCUCUGAGCACGCUCUGUGCAGAUAAAGGCCUGCUAUUUGUUCCCCCGAAUGUCGAUCGACGAACCGUCGAGCUCCGAUUGGCUGAUAACUACAUCACAGAAGUGGGCGGGGCUGACUUCGCCAACAUGACCGGAUUGGUUGAUCUGACUCUAUCCCGGAACACUAUCCACUCCAUCCGACCAAUGACGUUCUCCGAUCUGGAGAGUUUGCGGAGUUUGCAUUUGGACGGUAACCGCUUGACGACGCUGGGACCGAGGGACCUGUUGGGAUUGGUCAAUCUGCAGCACCUCAUCGUCAACGGUAACCAGCUGACCAGUGUGUCGGCUGAAGCGUUCAAUGAUUUGUUAUUGACUCUGGAGGACCUGGACCUGUCUUACAAUAACCUCAGAUGGGUUCCGUGGGAGUCGAUCCAGAACAUGGCCAGUCUCCACACUUUGAACCUGGAUCAUAAUCUGAUAGACCACAUCGCAGAGGGAUGCUUUGGAGGGCUGUACAAGCUGGCUCGUCUGGAUAUGACCUCUAAUAGGCUGAGGACCCUGCCACCUGACCCCCUGUUCGCCAGGUCUCAGACGGGAGCCAUCAGUCCCACUCCCUACAACAGCGUCAUCAGUCUGAACUUCGGAGGGAACCCGCUACACUGUAACUGUGAGUUGUUAUGGUUACGCAGGCUGGUCCGAGAGGACGACAUGGAGACCUGCGCCACGCCCCCUCACCUGGCCGGCAGGUAUUUCUGGUCCAUCCUUGAGGAGGAGUUCACCUGUGAGCCGCCCCUCAUCACCAGACACACCCACAAGCUCUGGGUCCUGGAAGGUCAAAGGGCAACCCUGAAAUGCAGAGCCAUCGGCGACCCCGAACCAAUCAUCCAUUUUGUCUCCCCCGAUGAUCGGAUUGUGGCGAAUUCCAGCCGGACGACAUCGUCCCGGAAUGGAACGUUGGAUCUCUUCGUUACGGUUGCUAGGGACGACGGAGUGUACACGUGCAUAGCGAUAAACGCGGCUGGGGAGGCUACUGCAACGGUGGAUCUAAAUAUCAUCCCGUUGCCGAAUCGAAAUGGGAACGUGAACGUUCCAGGGAAUGUGACGGUUACUGGGAAUGCUGGGAAAUCUAAUGGAAAAAUUCAGGGUUCUUCGGACAUUGCCACUGGAAAAAGUGUGAAUUCCGAAGUUGACAAUGGAGGGAACACAAGAGUCACGGAAGAGAGGAGAGGAGAGGAGGGAGAGGGGGAUGAGGAGGGUGGUGUGGUGGAGGAGGAGGAUGGAGGGAUUAGGAUAGAGGAAGAGGAGGAAGAAGAAGAGGAGAGGAUGGUUGGGAUACAGGGAGUCACUUCUACUUCAGCACAGGUACGAUGGGACCUGGGCCAAUCGGCUGGAGCUUACCUGGUGUGGAUGUUUCAGAUACAGUACAACUGUACAGCCGAUGAGACACUGGUGUACAGGAUCCUCCCGUCUACCAGCAACAGUUUCAUGUUGAAGAACCUGGUAUCUGGAACGGACUACAACCUGUGUGUCCUGGCCAUCUUUGAUGACAUCAUCACCUCCUUGGCCGCUACCAAGGUUCUUGGCUGCGCCCAGUUUAGCACUAAAGAACUCUACCCAGAAUGCCGAUCUCUACAGACCCACUUCCUGGGCGGAACCCUGACAAUACUUGUGGGAGGCGUUGUCGUGGUAACUCUGCUGGUGUUCACAGUGGCGCUGAUGGUGCGUCACCGUGUCUGCAGUAACCAGGACGACCACUGUCACCAUGGGGUUGAUAGUGAUGAGUUGGCGUGUUGCCAGGGCGGGUCAUUAGGGAGUCCUGUGAAAGAGGCGGAAGCCAGAGGUGGCGGAGGAGUCUACGGCCAAUCAAAUGGCAACAGAGAUGUGAUGAUGGUGGUCAGGCCCAAUGGGCUGCCUACAAAGCAGAGAGGGGGUGGGACGAAGGAGAGAGCAAAAGAGAAAAAUAAGGACAAAGAGAAGGGAAACGAGGGUGAGAGAGAGAGGGAGAAGGAGAAGGGAAAAGAGAGGGAGAAAGGAGGGGCCGACGUACUUCCUAAGAUACCCCCAAAACCAAAACCCCAAACCCUCCCCAGGCCUAGCAGGGAGGGAGACAAUGGUUACCAUCCAGCGACGGUACAGCAGUCGCCACGGUUACGCCAAGCGGUUAUCAGUGACUUGGACGAGGCGGAGCUGCAAGGAAUGUUGGUACACUCAGCAACGACCAGCGGCCAGGGGAGUCACCACGUCCACAUCUACAACAACACUAACUCUUACUCAGCGGUGACCAAUGUUGUCGUCAAGGAAAACGAGGCAAUAGCACAAAAUAUUGACAGAACAGCAGAAAAUAACUAUACGGAUCCUGGGGCCCUACGGAUCCUGGGGCCCUACGGAUCCUGGGGACCUACGGAUCCUGGGGCCCUACGGAUUCUGGGACCCUACGGAUCCUGGGCCCUACGGAUCCUGGGCCUUACGGAUCCUGCGACCCUAUGGAUCCUGGGCCUUACGGAUCCUGGGCCUUACGGAUCCUGGGCCUUACGGAUCCUGGGCCUUAUGGAUCCUGGGGGCCUACGGAUCCUGGGCCUUACGGAUCCUGGGCCUUAUGGAUCCUGGGCCUUACGGAUCCUGGGCCUUAUGGAUCCUGGGCCUUAUGGAUCCUGGGGGCCUACGGAUCCUGGGCCUUAUGGAUCCUGGGCCUUACGGAUCCUGGGCCUUAUGGAUCCUGGGCCUUAUGGAUCCUGGGCCUUAUGGAUCCUGGGGGCCUACGGAUCCUGGGCCUUAUGGAUCCUGGGCCUUAUGGAUCCUGGGGGCCUACGGUUCCUGGUCCUUAUGGAUCCUGGGCCUUACGGAUCCUGGGCCUUAUGGAUCCUGGGCCUUAUGGAUCCUGGGGGCCGGAUCCUGGGGGCAUACGGAUCCUGGGCCUUACGGAUCCUGGGGGCCUACGGAUCCUGGGACCCUACGGAUCCUGGGCCUUAUGGAUCCUGGGACCCUACGGAUCCUGGGCCUUACGGAUCCUGGGGGCCUACGGAUCCUGGGCCUUAUGGAUCCUGGGCCUUACGGAUCCUGGGCCUUACGGAUCCUGGGGGCCUACGGAUCCUGGGCCUUACGGAUCCUGGGCCUUACGGAUCCUGGGCCUUACGGAUCCUGGGCCUUACGGAACCUGGGCCUUACGGAUCCUGGGCCUUAUGGAUCCUGGGCCUUAUGGAUCCUGGGGGCCUACGGAUCCUGGUCCAAGGUCGUGCCAUUUGA